Hyphopichia burtonii NRRL Y-1933 is the source of this 2033-nucleotide messenger RNA. RefSeq names its product Sal6p (gene SAL6). The transcript has a single exon. Bases 156 to 2033 code for a protein of 625 amino acids. Gene Ontology annotation, cellular component: nucleus; cytoplasm. Lineage: Eukaryota; Fungi; Ascomycota; Pichiomycetes; Serinales; Debaryomycetaceae. Gene Ontology annotation, molecular function: protein serine/threonine phosphatase activity. The record is from RefSeq and is a predicted model, not a curated record.
GAAAUACUCCGUUUAGAGUUUAUCAGACGCUUAACAUAUUGAAGAAGACCUUAUAGUUAGAGAUAACUAGUAUAACUAAUUUUUAAUUUGGAAUUAGAUUGUUGCCGCUGUUUAUUUGAGUUAAUUUUAAAGGCAAUUAGUAAGAUAUUCAUAUAAUGGGGAAUAGCCCGUCUAAGAAUGAUGCUCUACCGAAUACCUCAACCUCUUCAUCUUCAGGUCAAGGAUUGACUCUGUCUGCUUCCUCUGGUACUGGUGACUUGGAACCAGAUGAGUCAGCGCCCGCGCUAUCUCAAUUAAAUAAUUAUACAAAACGUCCCGAAACCCACCUUCAAAAUGACGGAAAUCUUAAAUCUGGUGGUUUUAUUUCUUCUUCUGCUCCUUCUGCUUUAACCAAAGCUAUUUCCAUUUCAAAUUCAAAAUGCAUUCCAACCCAGGAUGCUCCUUCUCAAAUUAGUAAUCAGAAAUCAAGUCUGUCAGAAUCUUAUUCUGAUAUAAAGAAAUCUAGUAAUUUUGGUGGUAGUUCACCUAAAAAGAUUCCCAAAAAUAAUAAUAUUAAAAAUAAGGGUAAAUAUGGUUUAAGUAAAGGUUCUUCAAAUGAUGCUGACUUGGAUCUUGAAAUUAACCUUAGUAUGGCUCGUUUAUUAACUUCAAAUAAUAAUUUAUCGGUUCCGGAUUGCAGCAAUUCUUUAGAUAGUUCUUCGUCAACUUUGGCUUCACCGGUAUUUACUACAAAUGAUACCAAAGAUGAAGAUCUGCUAUCCUCGUUUGGCUCUACUGGUUCUCCAACCGUUUCAGUUAAUGGUACCAUUACUAAUGCGGCUUUUGCUAAACCUAAUGAUGGUACAAAUUUUGAUGUUUCAGAUUAUUAUAAAAAUUUAGAACCAAUUGUGGAAAGAUCUUUGGAAUCAACUCCUGAACCUAAAAAGGCUUCUCCAAAGAAGAAUAAUUUAUCACGUCAAUCAAUAACAAAAGCUAAAGCUAUUGCUAAAGCUGAUUUGGAUUCUCAAGUGAUUAAGCGUUCUUCUUCAGCUUGCUCUUCAAAUUCUUCUUCCCCACCUUUAAUUCCUCUGAAUUCAAAAAAAUCGGAAAUUGACAUUGAUUUAAUCAUUGACCGUUUAUUAGAAAUCGGUAUGAAAAAACCUUUGGGUGGUUAUUCUUCAAAUUCUCGUCGCUCAAAGGAUAAGUUACCAAUAACUUCCAAUGAAAUUAAAUACAUCUUAUCAAAGUCUAGAUCCAUCUUUUUGGAUCAACCAACUUUAUUAAGAUUAUCACCUCCAGUUAAAAUCGUGGGUGAUAUUCAUGGUCAAUUUCAUGAUUUGAUUCGUAUCUUUAAUGCCUGUGGUUACCCUCCCUAUACAAAUUAUUUAUUUUUGGGUGAUUAUGUUGAUCGUGGUUGUAAAUCUUUAGAAACAAUGUUAUUAUUACUUUGUUAUAAAAUUAAAUACCCGGAAAAUUUCUUCAUGUUGAGAGGUAAUCAUGAAUCAGCAAAUAUUACUAAAAUUUAUGGAUUUUAUGAUGAAUGUAAACGUCGUUUACCCCUUAUCACUGGAUCUCAUAAACUUUGGAAAAAUUUUGUUGAUGUAUUUAAUACUUUACCAAUUGCCGCCACUAUCAACGAUAAAAUUUUUUGUAUUCAUGGAGGUUUAUCCCCAGAAUUAACCAAUUUUAACCAAAUUGAAAAUAUUAAACGUCCUACUGAUAUCCCCGAUAAAGGUUUACUAGCAGAUUUAUUAUGGUCAGAUCCUGAUUCUCUGAUUAAAUCUUUUAGCCUUGCUAAUUGGCCUAAAAAUGAUCGUGGGGUUUCUUAUUGUUUUGGUAAAAAACAUGUGGAUUAUUUCUUAUCAAAAUUCAAUAUGGAUUUAAUUGUCAGAGGUCAUAUGGUUGUUGAAGACGGUUAUGAGUUCUUCAAUAAACGUAAAUUAGUUACAAUCUUUUCUGCUCCUAAUUAUUGUGGUGAGUUCAAUAAUUAUGGUGCAGUAAUGAGUGUUGAUAAAGCUCUUUGCUGUUCCUUUGAAUUACUUAAACCUCAAUAA